Molecule: messenger RNA, 1179 nt
Organism: Aspergillus candidus
Lineage: Eukaryota; Fungi; Ascomycota; Eurotiomycetes; Eurotiales; Aspergillaceae
Exons: 3
Coding region: 185-973 (262 amino acids)
Biological process (GO): proteasome-mediated ubiquitin-dependent protein catabolic process
Cellular component (GO): cytoplasm; nucleus
Molecular function (GO): protein binding
Source: RefSeq, a predicted model, not a curated record
CUUCCCUUUUCCCAUGGCGUCCGUCGGUGAGGUUUCCCAUCUUCACAGACUGCCUCUUCAGCUUCAGGGCACUUGAGACCAAGAGUCAUAGUCAUUCCAGCUUUCACCACCAUGUCUUCGGCGAAUUACGUAUGCUUCCUGAGGUACUGUGCGUGCGUGGUAGCUUGGUUUUAACGAGACACAGAUGUCUCCCUCUUCCUCCACCACCACGCCAACAUGGCAUCACUUUGAGCGGAAGGUCGAUGAGGUCAAGCCAUCCAAAACUGAUAUCAAUUACUUGGUCAUGGACUACCUCAUCACCAAUGGCUACCCCGCGGCGGCGAAGAAAUUCGCUGUCGAAGCCAAUAUUCAACCCAAGACGGACGUCGAUUCGGUCCAAGAAAGAGUGGACAUUCGAACGGCUAUCCAUUCGGGGAAUAUCCAGGCCGCCAUUGAAAAAAUCAACGAGCUCAACCCACAGAUCCUGGAUGAGAAUCCGUCGCUACAUUUUGCCCUCCUGCGUCUACAGCUGGUGGAGUUGAUCCGCUCGUGCAGUGCCUCGCCGGACGGGGACAUCAGUCCCGCCCUCGAGUUUGCAACCUCGCAACUGGCGCCCCGGGCCCCGACCAACCCGCAGUUCUUGGAUGACCUCGAGCGGACGUUGGCACUGCUCAUCUUCCCCACCGAAACCCUCACUCCCUCCCUUGCCCCUCUCCUACACCCCAACCUUCGUAAAGAUAUCGCCACUAGUGUAAACGAGGCCAUCCUUCAGAGCCAGGGCGCCCGUAAAGAGGCGCGCCUGCGCAAUCUGGUCAAGCUGCGCGCCUGGGCCGAGCAGAAAGCCCGCGAAGCCAAAAAGGAUGUACCGGAGAAGCUAGACCUCGGCCUGACGGAGAACAUCGCCAAAGAGGCAGGCGACGCAGGACGAAACGGAGCCUCCAACAAUGAUACCGUAAUGACCAACAACGGAGACAUCGACCCGAUGAUCUCGUGACGACCUCGUCUCGUCCAGGACUUGCUCCCACGACGACACGUAUGGCUGUGCCUCAUUUUUUUCAUUUUUUUCCUCGGUCUAGCGAGGUGUUUUGGCGCACUUGGCUAGUAAGCGAGCUUGACUAGUCUUGAAUUGUAAUUUUCAUCUUAAACAAGCCUCUUAUCACUUGUUCUGGAAAUGAUACCAUCUGGUCGUGCGGUCGUGUC